Daucus carota subsp. sativus is the source of this 2882-nucleotide messenger RNA. Its product is annotated as mechanosensitive ion channel protein 10. The record is from RefSeq and is a predicted model, not a curated record. Gene Ontology annotation, molecular function: mechanosensitive monoatomic ion channel activity. The transcript has 7 exons. Gene Ontology annotation, cellular component: plasma membrane. The coding region runs from base 138 to 2471 and encodes 777 amino acids. Gene Ontology annotation, biological process: monoatomic anion transport; transmembrane transport; detection of mechanical stimulus. Lineage: Eukaryota; Viridiplantae; Streptophyta; Magnoliopsida; Apiales; Apiaceae.
AUUAUAAUCAUUACGUAUAGUAAGAUUUUUUGUCACGUUCUCACCUAUAUAUCAUCCUUCUAUUUUAUUACACUGUGUUCUUGUUCUGCUAAAAAUUCCUCGGCUUCACUUCCGGAAGACUCCCUGUCCGGGGUUUAAUGGCUGCAAAUGUUGGUAAUUCGAAAACUGGGGAAAUUAGUAUGCUGGAGACCAAGAGAAGUGGUGAUGUUGUUGUUAUGGUGUCUGGACAAGAAAAAGAUGUGAAGAACUCGCCCAGACAAGAAAAAGAUGUGAAGAACUCGCCACGGAGGCUUUCGAGCGAUUCCCAUUUUGAAGGUGUGAAGUUUGUGCCAAUGGGAACUCCUUCGCCUGAGAAUGCUAGGUUUGCUCCGAGUCCCAAUAGGCCUCCCAAAAUUCCGACAAAGGAGAGCACUGCCCCGCGGAAAGCACUUGCCAGGUCAGUGUACUCAAAACCCAAGUCGAGAUUUGGAGAGCAGCCUAUUUCAGUUGAGUCAUAUAUGCUUGAAGAAGAUAGCAAUUUUAUGCAAGAUUGUUUAAAAUCUAGUGGUAAUUCGCCUGCUAGAAAUAUGUCUACUCAAGCCUCGCCUAAUAGUAGAGCUGCUUCAGCUCAUAAUUCAUUUAAAGAUAUGAAUAGAAAUGUCUCUAUUAAUACUCCUAGGACGCCUUUGAUGGCAUCUCCUGGGGGUGUUAUCGUGGAUGAGGAUGAAGAGAUUUACAAGAAAGUGAGUAAUCGGAAUAAGCUGAAGUAUAAGAAGGUGAAAAUUAAGGUUUUGAUAGAUUGGAUAGUGUUUCUAGUGAUUUUGGGAAGUUUGAUUUCGUGCUUGACCAUUGAUAAAUUGGAACAUACAAGGAUAUGGGGUUUGGAGUUGUGGAAAUGGUCUUUGCUUGUAAUGGUCACUUUUUCUGGUAUGUUAUUCACUACUUGGUUUAUGCAUUUUGUGGUAUUGGUGAUUGAGAUGAACUAUUUGUUCAGAAAAAAAGUGUUGUAUUUCGUUCACGGCUUAAAGAAGAGUGCCCAGGUCUGUCUUUGGUGGACAUUAAUACUUAUAACUUGGCUUUCGUUGUUCAACAAUGGGGUUCAUCGAUCAGCUACUGCGACAAAGGUUUUGGAUUAUAUUACGUGGACUAUAGUUUCUGUGCUCAUCUGCUCAUUCUUGUGGCUCUUUAAGACAUUGCUUCUUAAGGUGUUGGCUUCUUCUUUCCAUGUAACCACAUUCUUUGAUAGAGUUCAAGAAUCAAUCUUCCAUCAAUAUGUUCUCCAGGUCCUAUCAGGGCCUCCACUGAUGGCAGGAAGAGCAGACAGUGGCAGUCAAUUUAGUUUCCGAAGUAAAAAGAUAGGCAAGAAAGGGAAAGAAGAUACCAAGAAGGCAGUAAUUGACAUAAACAAACUGCACCAGAUAAAGCAAGAAAAAGUUUCUGCUUGGACAAUGAAGAUAUUGGUAGAUGUGAUAUCUAAUUCAGGGUUGUCCACCAUUUCCAGUUCUCUAGAUGAAACUGAUUAUUACGGUAACAAUGAACAGACUGAUAAGGAGAUAACUAGUGAGAUGGAAGCAAUUGCGGCUGCCUAUCACAUAUACAGCAAUGUUGCUCAGCCUGGUUCCAUGUACAUUUAUGAAUUGGAUCUGAGGAGAUUCAUGCUUAAGGAGGAGGUUGAUCUUGUGUUUCCUCUGAUAGAUGUAGCUGAAAUGGGACAGAUAGACAAGAAAGCUUUGACGGAAUGGGUGGUGAAGGUUUAUAAUGGUCGAAAAGCUCUAGCACAUGCAUUAAAUGACACCAAAACAGCUGUGAAGCAAUUGAAUACCCUUGUUACUGUGAUCUUAAUCGUUAUCGUUUUUGUAGUCUGGUUACUCUUGGUGGAAAUUGCAACAACCAAAGUACUCCUCUUCCUUUCAUCGCAGCUUGUUGCAGCAGCCUUUUUAUUUGGAAACACUUGCAAAACAAUAUUUGAAGCUAUCAUAUUUGUAUUUGUGAUGCAUCCAUUUGAUGUCGGUGAUCGUUGUGUCAUUGAUGGUGUACAGAUGAUAGUUGAAGAAAUGAACAUUUUAACAACAGUCUUCUUAAGAUAUGAUAUGGAGAAGAUAUACUAUCCAAAUUCAGUCUUGGCUACUAAGCCCAUUAGCAAUUUCUACAGAAGCCCGGAUAUGGGAGAUUCAUUGGAGUUCUCUAUUUGCUUCACAACCCCAGUGGAGAAGAUUGGGUCUCUAAGAGAGAAGAUCAAGAAGUAUUUAGAGAGAACUCCCCAGUACUGGCAUCCGAACCACAAUUUGGUGGUGAAGGAGAUUGAAAAUGUAAACAAGAUAAAGAUGGCACUGUUUUUCAAUCACACAAUGAACUUUCAAGAAUUUGGAGAGAAGAACCGGCGAAGAUCUGAACUGGUCAUAGAAAUGAAAAAAAUAUUUGAAGAGCUGGGUAUCAAAUACAAUCUACUUCCGCAGGAAGUUCAAGUUGUGAAUUCAGAUGCGGCCAGAUGAUUACUUCUCCUCUUGUGUUCAGCGUUGCAACUUGAGGCUCGUAUGAUUCACUUGAAUGCCCUACUAGUCUACUACAGUUCUCUGAGAAGUGUUUGUUGUUUGUUGGCGCGGUGAAGAUGUGAAUGUUAGGUGCCACUGCCAAGCUGCAUGGACUUCAACUCUGUAUCUGAAAGUCUGGUCCCGAUUCCUGAGGUUGUCUUACCAGGUGACUGCAAAAACCGACCUAAAAGGAUUGCUUAAAGGAAGUUAGGACCUUUUGUUUAGUCAACUUGGCUAAAAGAUGUAAACUUGGUUGUUUUGCCUUGUGCAUUCUGUUGUCUUGGAAUUCUGUAAUAUUGCUUCAGAUCAGUUAUGCUUCUUCACCUGUGUUCAUUACUCUUUAAAUCCUAGUAUGUGCCUUUUGACUGUGCA